AGCUUAGCACCUUAGUUCGAAUGGAAGGAUCUGAUCGCGCGGUUGUCGAAUGUUGCCGUUCGGUGACAAGUUUCUGUGAACAACCAACAAGAAAUCACGCACGAAACUAAACAACAUUUUAUUUUUGGUGUCUCUCUUGGAGUGUGAAUCAAAAAAAACAAAAAUUUAUCAAGAAAAAAAUUUAUUACGAACGAACAAAAGACGACAUUUUAUUGCAUCGAUUUGAAUAAACGUUUCGAUGGCGUUGUAUAUUUGGGCAAUUUUGAUAAUUGCUCUAUUGCCAUGCGCAUAUUCCAUCCAUGAUUAUGGCGAUUUACCCCCGGGGCCAUAUUGUGGCAAAGUGCGGUGUUGUAAUGGCCGCCAGGACGAAUGCGCGGCGCCAAUUUUAGACACAAUGUGCUAUUGUGAUGAAUUUUGCGACCGGACCACCAAUGACGAUUGUUGUCCUGAUUUCCGAACGGUGUGCCAAGGCGCACCAGCGCCCAUUGAAAUGAAAUACUGCCAUCAUCAUAAUCGACCUAUUUUACCCGGGCAGACUGUUACAGAAAACUGUAAUUCAUGUAAAUGCGGUAAAAUUGGCGAUAACGUUGAAUUGUUGUGUGAAACGAAUAAAUGUUUGAUCGAACCGGAAAUGGUUAAUACCCUCAACCAGAUGUCGUCUAGAUACGGCUGGCAAGCCGCGAAUUACUCUGCGUUUUGGGGACGCACUUUGAGUGAUGGUAUUAGGCUAAGAUUGGGGACAUUACAACCGCAUAGAUUUGUCCUACAAAUGAAUCCUGUAAAAAGAAUUUACGAUCCGUAUAGUUUACCAAAACAAUUUGACGCUGAAGAGAUGUGGCCUGGAAAAAUUGGUCUCGUGCAGGAUCAAGGAUGGUGCGGAUCAUCCUGGGCUUUGUCUACUACAGCUGUUGCAUCAGACAGAUAUGCAAUCAUCUCGAAAGGAUUAGAAGAACCCACAUUGAGUGCGCAACAUUUAUUGAACUGUGAUAAUCGUGGCCAACAGAGUUGUAAUGGUGGAUAUCUAGAUCGGGCGUGGCAGUUUUUCAGGAAGUUUGGUAUUGUAGACGAAAGAUGUUUACCAUAUCAAGCAAGAACGGAAAAGUGUCACCUUCCUCGUCGUGGUAACCUGCUGACUGCAAGAUGUACGCCACCGACGCAUGUUGACAGAAAGGAAUACUACCGAGUUGGGCCAGCGUACAGACUCGGCAAUGAGACUGAUAUAAUGCAAGAGAUUCUAACGUCAGGACCAGUUCAAGCGACAAUUAAGGUCUAUCAUGAUUUCUUCACGUAUAGAAGUGGAAUCUAUCAACAUACUGAUUUAUCCGAGAAUGAUAGGACUGGGUAUCAUAGUGUGAGGAUCGUCGGAUGGGGGGAAGAGUAUAGUUAUACCGGAAGUACAAAAUAUUGGAAAGUUGCGAAUUCCUGGGGAACUCAAUGGGGUGAAAAUGGCUACUUCCGGAUUCUGCGCGGAUCGAACGAGUGCGAUAUCGAAUCUUUCGUGUUGGGCGCCCUGCCGGAAAUCGCCCAGCGUCGAAUCUAGGAUUUAUUUGAUAAUAUUUAUUACGAUAUUUAAAUGAUUCUAAUUUUAAACAUGUUAUGUGUUCAUUUUUCCACAACGCUAUGAAGUUAACUGCCAAAAAUGAAAUCGCAUCGCAUGCAUGGAUUAAUUUAUAAAAAUCUAUGUCAUGUCAGUUUAUAAUGUAACUGUGUUCUUUUAAAAACAAAUAAAUAUUUUACAUCUUAAUUCAA
Molecule: messenger RNA, 1749 nt
Organism: Dalotia coriaria
Lineage: Eukaryota; Metazoa; Arthropoda; Insecta; Coleoptera; Staphylinidae
Gene: Swim
Product: Secreted Wg-interacting molecule
Exons: 8
Coding region: 239-1540 (433 amino acids)
Biological process (GO): proteolysis
Cellular component (GO): lysosome
Molecular function (GO): cysteine-type peptidase activity
Source: RefSeq, a predicted model, not a curated record